Oncorhynchus nerka (sockeye salmon) is the source of this 8801-nucleotide messenger RNA. RefSeq names its product zinc finger and BTB domain containing 7a (gene zbtb7a). Gene Ontology annotation, molecular function: RNA polymerase II cis-regulatory region sequence-specific DNA binding; protein binding; DNA-binding transcription factor activity, RNA polymerase II-specific. The record is from RefSeq and is a predicted model, not a curated record. Bases 189 to 1964 code for a protein of 591 amino acids. The transcript has 4 exons. Lineage: Eukaryota; Metazoa; Chordata; Actinopteri; Salmoniformes; Salmonidae. Gene Ontology annotation, biological process: regulation of transcription by RNA polymerase II.
GCUGCUUGGUUAGCGCAUAUGGGGCUUUGAGCAGCACGACAGUUAGAGAGAGCUCCAGAGAGGAGGAGGGCUGAGCUAACCCACAACAAGCACCAUCACGGCCAUCGCAGACAGGCAGACGGACAGACGGCAGGACGGACACGCGGGCGGCGGCUGUGAUUGGCGGCUCGGCGGCAGGCUGGUGGAAGAUGUCGUCGGGAGCCGGUGGGAGGGGUGGGCGGCGGCUCAGGGGUGGGGGGGGAGGGGAAGCAGUGGAGGAAGGCCCAGUGGGCAUCCCCUUCCCCGAGCACAGCGCAGACAUCCUGGGCAGUCUGAACAAGCAGCGCCUCAGCGGCCUUCUGUGCGACGUGCUCCUGAUCACCCAGGAGAGGGAAUUCACUGCCCACCGUUCGGUCCUGGCCUCCUGCAGCUCCUACUUCCACAAGUUGUUCACCUCGGGCCCGACCGCCAGCCAGCAGAACGUCUACACCAUAGACUUUGUGGCGGCCGAGGCCCUGGGCGCCCUGCUGGACUUUGCCUAUACAGCCACGCUAACGAUCAGUCACAGCUCCGUGGGAGACAUCCUGGCUGCCGCCCGCCUGCUGGAGAUCCCGCCCGUCCAGGAAGUCUGCACUCACCUGCUGGACACCAAAGUGCUCUCCCCGCCGGCGGGCAGUGAGCGAGGAGAGGAGGAUGAUGAUGAUGAUGAUGAGGGGGAUGGUGGGAAGGGUGGAGGAGGAUGGGGGCAGCAGGGGAAUCGACUGCGGGCCCGGGAGUAUCUAGAAUACUUCCAGAGAGGGGCCCACUGGAGCAGCAGCUGCAGCACGCCAGAGCUCAGGGACAUGCCCACACACCUGCACUUUAACCAUGGCAAUGGGUCCCACAGCAACGGGGGCCCCAGCGAGUUCUGCUCUCCCCUGGACCUUGCCCAGGCCCCCACACAGGACCCAGAUGAUGAGGAGGAGGACGAGGAGGACGAAGUAAAGGUGGAGCACUCUGAGAACCGCAGGGACAUGCUGACCUGGGCCAGGGGGAAUGGAGGGGGGCCAGGGGCCUCUUUCUACGCCCCUGCCCAGAACGGCCAUUUCUUCCUCCCCACGAAGCCCAAACUGGAGCCGGAGGAGGAAGAGGAGGAAGAUGGCAUGCGGGAUGGGGAGAGAGGCUCGGCCAGCGCACUCCUGCAGCAGAUGAUGGACUCCAUCGAGAGGCAGAAGGAGCGGGCCGCGGCUGGGGAGGAGCUGGGGGAGGGGGAGGACCCGGACGUGGAGUUUUACUUGAAUUACUUUAACAGCACACAGCAUGAGGACGCCGCCGUCUCACAGGGACUGCUGCCCCUCUGGGCGACACGGGGAGGCUCCAGCCAAGAUAGAGGGGGAGGAGAGAGGGGAGGAAGAGGAGGAGGAGGAGAAGAGAGAGGAGGGGGUGGAGGGGAGAGGAAGAUGCGCUCCAAGGCCUUCCAGAAGUGCCCAAUCUGCUCCAAAGUCAUCCAGGGUGCAGGCAAGCUACCCCGCCACAUCCGCACGCACACGGGAGAGAAGCCCUACGAGUGCGCCAUCUGCAAAGUGCGCUUCACCAGGCAGGACAAGCUCAAGGUUCACAUGCGUAAGCAUACGGGAGAGAAGCCUUACCUGUGUACGCAGUGCGGUGCUGCGUUCGCCCACAACUACGACCUGAAGAACCACAUGCGCGUGCACACAGGCCUGCGGCCCUACCAGUGCUCCAGCUGCUUUAAGACUUUUGUGCGUUCAGACCACCUGCACCGCCACCUCAAGAAGGACGGCUGCAACGGUAUCCCUUCCCGCCGGGGCCGCAAGCCUCGGGUACGGGACCCCGGGCUCCUGGAGGCCUCCAUGGGGCUGGUGGGCCCCGGCCCUCGCAGUGGCAGGGAGAGACGGCGCAUGGAGGCAGCCUCGGCAGAGGGGGCCUCCAGGGUCCAUGCACACAGUCCCCAGCCCCAGGAGAGGCCAGAGGAGCCGGGGCACUGAGGCAGGGAGACAGGGAGGGACGCUGGACGCCAUAGUCAUACUUGGCCCGUGGAGGGGCCGCUGCCGAAACAAGAGGAGGAAAAAAAACAUGCUAAGGCAAAAAAACAAAAAACACAACUAACUAUUUCUCUAUAAACCAAAUCAGGGUGUCACAAAUCUAAUAUUUUCAGUUUCUUUUAUUUCUUUGCUUUAGGAAACAGUAGACACAACAGACAAACACGAGUCAGUGUUCUGUUAAAUAGCAAGGAACGCUUCAAAUCACACACCCAUGAUGUCUCCUUUCUGGGUCAUUUCUGUCUGAUCUAGGUUUUUAUACAUUUGGCAAAAAUGCUUUAUAUGCAUAACAAAACAACAGAAAACCCUGAGCAAACUAUGCAGUUAAAAUAGGUUUUGAAUUCAGAGCCAAACGAUGAGGUGUCCCACACCUACUAACUGCUGCAGGGGUGAACUGAGUGUAAUCUCUCAUAUUCAGAUGGAAAGCAACCAAUCUUUUUCUAUUCUUUUGCAGUUCUAAAAUGUACAGUUACCAUAGAAACAGUAUUGUCAGAAUAUGGCAAUAUAUGCAAGAUUAACUUACCCACACCUCUGAUGCAGCUUCCUUUUUUCUAAAGGCUUCAGAAAGAAUCAGACAAGGGUUUGAUUUAAGUGUUACUUACUCGAUAAAAUAUUUUUUAAAAAUCUAUGGUUCAUCUUUUUUAAAUGUCGAGUCGAAUCCACGUUUGGGGGGCUCUUCCAUUGCAGGGGUAGGGAACGAGGGGGUGUGUUUCUGAAGCACUACCAUGGCCAUGGUGCCGUUCGGCUUGACCACGUCGUUGACUCUUAGCCCUCACAACCCUGACAUUUCAUUUCUAUUUUCUUUUUGAUUUGUCUUUGUUAUUGUUGUUUGUCCCUUUUUGAGUGACUGCUUUGGGUACUUGACACUUUACAUUUGUAUACAUGCGUGUGUGUAUAUAUAUAGAUAUACACAUUAGGUGGUGAUGAUUUAAUGCUGAGGUAUAUUAGCUUACCAAUCGGGGUUUCCUUCGGCUUGAUGUCAGAUUUCUCACAGAGUGAAGCUUGUGGGUAAAAGAGAAAGGAAACUAUAUGAAUGUUAGAAUAUAUUGAAUUUAGAAACCCAUUGGUCCUAAACUUAACACUUGAUUGAGAUGUAUAUAGAGUUCCUGCCUGAAGGUAGAAGCGAUACUAUGUGGUUAACUUUGUGCAGUUCUGACAGGAUCUGUCCUCUAACCAACAGCAGGUUGAAAGAGGAAAAGCAGGGAUAGACCGAGAUAUAUACGUUUGCACAGCUUCACUAAAGAGAUCCCACAGAGAGAGGUAUAUUUAAAGGAGGUUGUUGAGAAAAGGUGUGUAUUAGUGCUUAUUCCAAUCUUUUUUGCCCUAGGGACCACGAAACCAUGAGGCAACCUGUGUGAUGAAGAGAGCAAUAAAUACCUGUCCAAGUUGGGAGGCCAAAUAAGCACACAGCUGCAGGGUGAGGCAGGUUGAGGGGAGGGGGAUUUCACAAUGUCUGUUGCAUUCCAAAAUAUAAUCUCCCCGGCACAGCCACUUUUCCAGGCAGAACGGGUUCAAAUCAGACGUUUUCUCUCUCUCACUUUAGUUCUCCAUCGCCCCAAAACCAGCCUGUGGAGUACAUGGUAUUAUAGAGCCCUGGGUAGAGGUCUGGUCGGUGGCUGACCGGACUGCUGCUAGGUGUUGGUGUGUGUGGCAGCCAGGGUCUUUUCUCUGACUCACUCACUAGACUUGGGCUGGGAGUGUCAGCAGCUCCUCCAGUUGUGGACACGUUGAAACAUGCUCCCCAAACUGCCAGUGCACUAAAAGCCAGGCAGCCAUUAUAGUGGGUAAAAAAACAUGAGGGCAGCCACCAGAGAUCGUGGGGUGUUGCUCCACAGCCUUAUGACGUGUGUUUGGAAACGGCCACUGGUUCACAUAGAUCUGAACACGUUUGUCUUUGUGUUUUGAGUCGCUUGGCUUGUCAACUCUGUGUUUUUAACCAUACUUGUACACUGGUUUUGGGGCAAAGGAGAGUGUGCCGUGCCGGUGACUGUAGAUUGAAUUCCCCUGCCAUUGCUGCAAUGCUGUGUCCUGAGUAUCAGUCUUUUGCACCUUAAUGGGAAAGAAGCAGGUUCUGAAUGCACUUUGUUACUGAGAAAGGCACUUUUGUCAAAGAAACGGGUACUUUGAAACAAACUAAGGUGAAUUCGCUUAAUAUCCCCAUCGCAAGUGGUUCCGUUAAGCUUGUUCUCUGGUUUUGUUCAGUUUUUGACGACAAGCUGCCAAAAAAGAAAGAUGUAUGCGUGUUUCGGGUCUCUUAAGAGAAGUCAGGCGGGUUCAAAAAACGAACAAUGUUUUGUGACCUUAAAAACUUUUUUUUUUAAAGACAAAAUAACCCCAUGUAACUGAUUGCACUUGAAGUUAGGUUUGGUAAAACAAGCUCUAGUGAGUUGUCUAUGUUCAUGUCUUAAUGCAGAGUGGGGGGUGUGAGUGUGUGUGCAUGGCUGGAGGGUCUCAGGGCAAGCCUGGAUAAACAAACUCUAUCUCCACCCAUCUGUUCACCAGCUCCCUUCAUAGCUCCACAUAUUAUCACAGAGAAGAGAACGCAGUCAGACACUUCCAGACCAACUGCACGGCAGAUAGACCCUUUUCCAAGUAGUGGCUAACUAACGGUGUGUGUGUGUGAGUAUACUUGAAACUUCCACACACCCCCAACCAUCUUUUCCAUCACUUUUCACUGCUUUGUAUUCUGUUGAAAUCCGUAUUUCCCUGGGAUGUUGACUCCUUCUCUUAGAAGAAUGCAAAUCAAUAGUCUGUCAGUAUUUGAUAUAUACAGAUCAAGUAGAAGACAAUGAGGUAGAUGAGAGGGGUUGAUAUAUGCAUAGCCUGACAGCCAGGAGCUCAGGGUAUAGUCAUGUAUAUGAAUAGGUCUGAUGAAAGAAGCCGUAGUCAGGUGAUCUGUUAGGGGUUCUAAGUUAUCACUCAAGUAUAUGUAGCCAUCAAAACGUAUAAUGUUCUUGGGCCUUAAUAUUGUGAUUUCAAGUUGUAUUCCUGUUUUAUUUCUUUAAUCUUGGUUAAGCCAAAGCUACCCUGAUUGUACAUAGUACACUCUUAUAGAGUUCUCCCUAAAUUGCUAUUCAUGUCUUGUAUAUGAUAUAAAGGUAUGAAAGUAAUUCUAAACAUAUCCAGAAUGAGACCACCUCUGACCAAGCCACACACCAACAAAACCCACCCCCUCGAUAUGUAUGCAGGAAAUUGUGUAGAAUCAGUUCACAUUCUCUUUAUUUCCGUGGACUAAAAUCAAUGGUGUAGAUGGAAUAGCUUCUCUUUUAUGUCUUUAUGUUGAAUUGUUCUUAAAAAGGUGUCCCUGCAGCUUUUCACUUUUUUCUAAUCAACUUUAUGGCUGUUUUGUGUGUGGGUCGGGGUAUAGGAAUUGGUUUAGGGAGGGUAGGGUAUUUUCUGAGUUCGAUUAAAGGGGUGUUUUGGUUGGGGAUAUAAAGCCUGAUAGCACUGGAAAUAGUGCUUUAGCUGAGACAGCGAGAGUUUGCACUAAAGUCCUUGUCCUACUAAAGGAAGGAGGGCGUGAGACCUCAGCAAGGCUCUUGAGUUUCUGUGAGCACAGGGUGUUAUACACUCAACGGUCCAACACAGACAGUCCAUCCAUUCCCCUAACCAACAGACUUAAUCAUGUAGAGGUUCUUCUGAGAAGUGUACCAACAUUACUUAACCAAACCAAAAGAGAAAGACUUUGAUAAGUCGUCACAACAUGUUGGAUGUAUGGGAUUUGAAUACAUCAAAACCUGAAGGUGCUCUGAAAGUUUUAGGAUGGUACACACAGAGGAGAUAUAUAUAUAUAUGCAUGCUGCCUCUGGGAGGUAGUAUGACAACCCUCUGAGCAGUGUGUUUAGGGUCUAGAUGUAUUCAGGUGUCCUUCAGUUAGUGAGUGUCCCUGGGACUCUCUGGCCUGGUCUGAGGACUAAGCUUUGUUUAAUGGGUCCAGUAGAAGUCUGAGGCUGGGCCUCCGUCAAGCUCCCAGGUGGACAUGGGUCAUGGGCAAGAACGGGACUUAAAACGGAAGGAAUGGAAGAACCUUUCUCUCCCUCAUUCUAAUUUUAGAGCGCCUUACACUGACUUCCACAUAGUUAGAGUUUAAAAUGUGGAUGUUGAGUGUGGCUGUAAACCUUUCCAUACUGAACAUUGGGACGAUUGGCAGGUGGGGGACCGAAUCAAAAGACAAUAUAUAUUAAACUGUCUGGAAGUUGAUCUCUAGUGAGCCACACUCUCAAUCCAACUCCCACUGUAGUGUUUGACCAAACUACUAUGACUUACUUGAAUGAAUUGGUUAUUGUGAGAAGUGUCCCUGUGAGAGAAACAUACUAUGUAGUGGUGUAGCUCUCUCGUGGUCCUAUGCUCCCAUUCCUGCUGAGACCUCCCAGCCUCCGCCCUAGACCACCGUUACUCCAACACGUUACGCUGAGAUGUCUCACAUCUCCUUAAAGAGAACACGUAUCGUUGGGGAUAAUCCAAAAUCCACCAGAUGUUUUGUUACUAAUUCACUAUGACACAAAAUUAAAUGUCUGAAAGCAUUAAAAACGACACAAAACAUUUGAUAACAAUUAUGAUUGUAAUAAUCAUGGGACAGGAGUGGGUGCUGGUUGGAGGAGAGUGUUUUGUUAGUGGUGCUGCACACCUGAAUGUCCAGGCUGGUGAAGCACAGCAAGUUGAGGAUGACAUAUGUAGUAUGGCAUAAUGCACAGCGUGGCACUGGCACUUACACAGCCAUCCCUGGGGCCAGAGAGGCUGUUGGCUGGUUGGUUGGCCAGUUUAGGAGUUUCUCUACGUCAGUGGGCUACAAUGGUUUGCACAACGUGGGAGGGUCAGGAUUGGGGUGGGACGGGACUGGACCAAAUUGGUCAGCAGCGACGACAUGGGAGAGACUAGAUCAGGGUUGCGGUGCAAUGGUUCAGGUUGCCCCAUCUUGUUGUGUUUCACUGGGAAUGAUAUGAUGUAGCAAAAUUGUGGAACUGGUGAUGGGGAAUGUUGAUCUAUUUUUCUGUGCUUCUAAGUUGAAAAACAACACUGAAAUACAUGGUGUUCCUGUUUCUGUUCAGUUUGUGGUUUGAUUCAGAAUUAACAUCUCUUUCUUUGCCUUCCAUGUACAAUUGGCAAAUUGUACCAAUGUUUAAAGAUAAUGGUUUUCAAAACAAGGAGUGCGGAAACGGUUGGUUCCCCAUUGCCAUGUGACUGACCCCCCCCCCCCCUUACUAUUGUUAAUGUUGAUUCAAAAGCUUGUCUGUGGGAGGGAGAGUGCUGAGAAGUGUGUGUUAAUCAGGUUGAAAUGUAUAAAAGUAGCUGGGUAUAAGAAGCACGGGGGGGGGGGUUCUCUCCAGACCUUGGUGUCCACUUCACUACUGACUGGCCUUUGAUUACAGAUCACAGGCCCUCAGCAGGGGAAGCUAGGAGGCAGAGGUGGAGAGAGAGAGAGACUUGUGGUUUGAAGUCACCAACCAAUAGAGGAUACAUUCCAUAACUUCAUACUGUAAUUUCCACUAUUGAGUCUUGGCGUGGGGAGACGGAGGGGGUGGAAGGAGAUGAACAGUCAGCGUUUUACAGCCGAGUGUUUCAAUCUGUCCGUCCCCCCUUCUACCACCCCCAGUCUGACAGACAGGCAGUGAAUUGGGCCUCUCCAGACCUGGCCAUCCAACUGCCUGUCUGUCUCAGCUUCUGCUAUUGUAACAAAGCACUUUGCAAAAGGCCAUCCAGAAUAUUGUGUGCUGUUGUUUUUUUUUGGUUAUUACUAUUGUUAUUAUUCUUGUUUAUAUUUUUGUUCUCAUUAUGGAUGAUUAUUUAAAUGCAAAAACUUCAUGAAAAAAUGAAAACUUGAAUAUUUGGGUUUAGGUCCAUUCGAGCUGCCGCCCCACAAGGCCAUACAUACACUUCUGGCACACACACCGUCUCAGCUGAUAGAUAGAUACUCCGAGUGGAAGGGUAAAGGCAAGGUCUCCCUAUCUCCACAUACAAUCUCAAAUAUAUUUGGAAAACAAGUCAUGUAAAAUCAUUGGGAGAGUUGCAUUGCACAGAAACUUCUAUAACAUAAGCUUUCUGAGAAGGCGAACUGUGCUGUACUACUUAAUGUCAAACAUGCAGAUUUAAAGCUGUUUUAUUUUGUAUCCCUCACAUCAUUUACACGUAGUAGCCACAUUAAUGUAUGUGGUGUCUAUGCCCUACACUAGUGACCCUUGUGUAGCUAAAGUAAAUUGCUGGAUCUGGUAUAAAAUAGACACAACCAAAUGAUUAUGCCAUUUUUUGUCACCUUUGGAGUUAAGGUUUUUUACAGAAUCGAUUAAUUGAUUGGCCUCGAUAGAUUUUUUUAUUUUUUUCUCUGUCAAAUCAAAAUUAGUUUCAGCAAAAUAUAGUAUGCAGACAUAUAGCAGGUGUGAGGGAAAAGAGUUAUUAUCAUUGUAGAAUGAUUUCUGACUGUAAAAAUGACAAUAAUCAUCCAUACUAGUUUAGAACUCUGCUGCACAUUUGGGGGAGGCAGAAUAUUUCCUGUCAGGCUUGGAUGCUAAAAACCCUAUCCUCUUCUUUAAAGUCAUUUUCCUUAAACAUCGGCUGUUAGUGUCUGUUGGAAGUUAUACGGAGAUAGGUGGUUUUGGAGAUUUGCACUUUUGGCUACAAAAAUAAAUUGUGUUGUAUAUGAGACCACUAAAUCCAUACCAUCUAAACCAUAUAAUUUCAUUUGUUUCGGUUUUUGUUCUGUUUUUCUUUUUUAAUAUAUCCAAAAAUGUCUGUUGUCCUGGUUUAAAGAAAAUAAGAUCUUUCUAUUAAAAAAAACAAUGGUUGCGA